UCGAACUGAGACACAAUUACUGCAGACAUGGGAUGGACCUACUGUGUUAUAUGCUUUGGACUCGCACCUUAAUUCCAACUCCGUUUAUGCACAAUUCCAGGUUUCUGUGUUUGUUGGUGUGUUUGUGCACACAGCUGGCCGCCUCUGAGUCUGUAAUACAUGGGCAGGUCCACUCCCCUCAAUAUCCCCGGCCAUACCUUCCCAACCUGCUGAUGAAACGGGACCUCUCCGUUCCUAAGGGCUACCAUAUCCAGCUCUCUAUUACACACCUGGAUAUCAAAGAGUCUUCAGGCUGUUCUCAAGACUCUCUGACGGUUCUCCAUGAUCAAGAGGUCUUGGGGAAGUUUUGUGGGCAGAAAAAUUCAACGGAUCACCCAGAUAGAGAGUCAAUCCUUUCUGAAAGCAACAGACUGAGCCUCAUAUUCCGAACAACUGACUCCACUCCUGAGCUCCAACAGCACACUGGCUUCUCUGGCAUCUAUAAGGCAAUAGAUGUGGAUGAGUGUUCAAAACCAGACCCUGGAGAUGGAUCGGGUCCACUCUGCUCUCAGAUCUGCGUCAACACUCCUGGUUCUUAUCGCUGCUCCUGCCACAGUGGCUACAAACUUCAUUUAGACCGGCGCACAUGUUUGCUGUCCUGUGGUAUUAACAUAUUUGGCAAGCAUGAGGGACAUCUAUCCAGUCCAAGGUACCCUCGUCCCUCACCUCCUUUUCUGUCCUGCAACUACAACAUCUCUGUGGAGUCCAGAUUCAAUGUCUUUCUGAAUUUUACUGACACAUUUCACAUAGAGAGUGUAAACACUCCACAAGGCCCCAGGUGUCAACAUCACUGGCUGCAGGUGACCAUCCCAGGCAGAGAACCGAUGAAGCUUUGUGGUAGACAGAGUCCAGGUGUGAUAGCUACAAAUUCCAGCACUGUGAGACUGGACUACCACACUGAUGAUGAAGGCCUGAGUCAUGGCUGGAGCCUGAACUACAGUACACAAGCAAAUGACUGUGGAGAACCUGAACCCUUACUGAAUGGAGGGGUGACCUUCCUGUCUGGAGCUGAGAAUCAGUACGGUUCUGUUAUUCAGUAUCACUGUAAUGAACCGUUUUACUCUUUCCCUGGGGGUGCAAAUUUUAGUUUUACCUGUGAAGCAGACAGAAAGUGGAGAUCCAACCACAAGGUCACUCCAACAUGUGUACCGGUUUGUGGCCAGCCCACAAAACGCAUCUCUACCUAUCAGAGGAUCAUUGGAGGCAGUGGAGCUCCAGAUAAUACCAUCCCCUGGCAAGCGCUACUGAAUAUCAAUGGAAUAAGAGUGGGAGGCAUGGUGAUUGCAGAUCACUGGAUUAUGACAGCAGCUCAUGACCUUACACAUAAUGGAACACCAGUUUCAAAUGGGACUGUACGGAUCUACAUGGGACAUACUGAUCUUAAACCACUUUUGAGAACUCCUGUGUAUGUUGCUUCAGUCCAUAUCCACCCUGAUUACAACAACCCCAGAGGAGCAGACUACAACAAUGACAUUGCCUUGAUCAAACUGCAAGACCCAAUUACUUUCAACUCAUCCAUUAUGCCAAUAUGUUUGCCAGCAGAAGGUGCCACAAAUGUCACUGGCAUGAUGGGAAUGGUGUCAGGCUUUGGCAUUAUGGAAAUUUACCCCCCACGGAUAACAAAGAAGCUGAAGUAUGUGCACCUCCCUGUGGUGGAGCAGAAGAUAUGCCAGGAUUCAGUCAACCAUCUGAAGAAGACGAGGGACAAUGUACCAAGUCUGACAAAUAACAUGUUUUGUGUUGGACUCCCUGAAGGAGGGAGGGACACCUGUAUAGGUGACAGUGGAGGCCCCUUCGCCUUGAGGGAUGAUGACGGACGGUUCUGGGCUGCUGGGAUUGUUAGCUGGGGGAUUGACUGUGGACAGCAGGGAAGAUACAGAAUCUAUACUAAAGUCAUUAACUACCUGGACUGGAUAAAUAAGACUAUGCAGGAGAACGGAACAGUCAUGGGAUGGACCUACUCUGUUAUAUGGUUUCUGUGGUUGUCAGUGAGUGAGAGCUGGCAGCUGGCCACCUCUGAGUCUGUAAUGCACAGGGAGGUCCAUUCCCCUCAGUAUCCCCAGCCUUACCUUCCCAAUGUGCUGAAGCAAUGGGAUCUCUGGGUUUCUGAGGGCUACCAGAUCCAGCUGACCAUAAGACAUCUGGAUAUUAAAGCUUCUUUGGGAUGUCAUCAAGAUUCUCUGACGGUUCUUUUCAAUCAAAAGGUCUUGGGGAAGUUUUGUGGCCAGGAGAAUUCAACUGAUCACCCAAGCACUGGGUCGAUGCUUUCUCCAGGCAACAGACUGACUCUCAUAUUCCAAACAAGUGGCUCCACUCAAGAGCUCCAACAACACACUGGCUUCUCUGCUACCUACGAAGCAAAAGAUGUGGAUGAGUGUUCAAAACCAGACCCUGGAGAUGGAUCGGGUCCACUCUGCUCUCAGAUCUGCAUAAACACCCCUGGUUCUUAUCGCUGCUCCUGUCACAGUGGUUACAAACUCCAUUUAGACCAGCGCACAUGUCUGUUAUCCUGUGGUGGUUGUACAUUUGACAAGCAAGAGGGACAUCUAUCCAGUCCAGGGUACCCUGGCACUUCACCUCCAAAUUUGUCCUGCAAGUACAUUAUCUCUGUGAAACCCAGGUUUACUGUCACUCUCAACUUUGCUGACAACUUCCACAUACAGAGUGUAAACACUUUGCAAGGUCCCAGAUGUCAACAUCACUGGCUGCAGGUGACCAUCCCAGGCAGACAGCCUAUGAAGCUUUGUGGCGGAAAGAGUCCAGGUGUGAUAGCUACAAAUUCCAGUACUGUGAGACUGGACUACCACACUGAUGAUGAAGGCCUGAGUCAUGGCUGGAGCCUUGAUUACAGCACACAAGCCAUUGAUUGUGGAGAACCUGAGCCUUUGCUGAAUGGAGGUGUGACCUACCUGUCUGGCUUCCAGAAUCAUUAUCGUUCUGUUAUUCAGUAUUACUGCAAUGAACCGUUUUACUCUUUCCCUGAGGGUGCAUUUGUAAAUUUCACCUGUGAAGCAGACGGAAAGUGGAGAUCCAAACACAAUGAUGUCACUCCAACAUGCAUACCUGUCUGUGGCCAGCCUACAGUCCUCAUCCCUGCCUACCAGAGGAUCAUUGGAGGUAGUGAAGCUCCAGAAAAUACCAUCCCCUGGCAAGUGUUACUGAGUGUAGAUGGACAAAGAGCAGGAGGCAUGGUGAUUGCAGACCGCUGGAUUAUGACUGCAGCUUCUCUCCUUGUACAUGAAGGAAAUGUAGCGCCAAAAGAGUCUGUACGGGCUUACAUGGGAUUCACGAAUGUAAGAACCCUGUUGAGCUCUCCUGUGUUCGCUGCCUCAGUCCACAUUCACCCUGAAUACAACAACCCCAAUGGUGUAAACUAUAACAGUGACAUUGCUUUGAUCAAACUGCCGCACCCGAUCACGUUCAACUCAUCCAUUAUGCCAAUAUGUUUGCCAGCAGAGGGGGUCACAUAUGUCACUGGCAUGAUGGGACUGCUGUCUGGCUUCGGGCUCACAGAAGAAGGAAAACAACGGAUUUUAACAAAUAAGCUGAGGUACGUGCAGCUGCCUGUGGUCGAGCAGGAAACAUGCAGUAAUUCAAUCACCAUGGUGAGGAGGAGAAGGAACAAUGUGCCGAGUCUGACAGAUAACAUGUUUUGUGCUGGAGUUCCUGAAGGUGGGAAGGACUCCUGUCAGGGUGACAGCGGAUGCCCCUUCGCCAUGGCUGAUGACCAUGGACGGUUCUGGGCUGCUGGUAUUGUCAGCUGGGGGGUUGACUGCGGACGGCAGGGAACAUACGGAGUCUACACCACAGUCGCCAACUACCUGGACUGGAUCACCAAAACUAUGCAGGAGAACUGAAUUUUACAGUAAUUAAUUGUGACAUAAUGAGACGAUAAAUCCUUCUGACAAAAAAGGUUAUGAAUAACAUGCCAUGUCAUACUUCAUAAAUUCAUUGCAGUGCACACUUAAAAUAAAGUGAAAUAUGACAAAUCGUGAAAACAAUGACUCUCAACUCUCUCUUACCAACUUGGUAUUUGUCAGUAGCUGCAGUAUCUGUGUGUAUCUACUGUGUCCUAUGAGUAUUAGUUACUUAAUCUCUUAGGAACUUACAAAGUCAGUAUGCUCCACUUAACUGUACUGUGCGUUUUGCUCAUAGCCUGGAACUUUAUGGUGUCCUUGACACACAUCGAUGGAUAUGGACAGACAAUAAAUCCACAUUUUAAUAUCAUAUAGAAAAUCUGGUCAACCAAUUAUGUCUAAAACUUAGUUUCUUAUGUCGUCAUGGAACUAAUUUUCCUGUGUUUUGUAUGAAAAGGAUUGUCUGUGCUUUUCUUUCUCUUCAAGAUUAUGGUGGUGUGAAUUAUCUGCAUCUACUCUUAAGACCCUAUAUGAUGUCUAUCACUCUACUCUAAAGCAGCCAUUAGUUUGUGUUUAUCUACCAGGCCCUUUUUUGUAAGUUUCCAUCUUAUAUCACACCUCUGCUGGUUUGGUCCUCUGAACCAGAAAUCAGACUUGAUCCAGUGACUGGCUUUCACUGCAGGUUCCUUGAGGUCUCUGAGCUUAGUAGAUCUAAUUUGACUAUUUAAUGGCCCAACCACUUGAAAGUUUUACAAAACAGCUUAAAA
This is a messenger RNA of Acanthopagrus latus (yellowfin seabream), 4663 nucleotides long. Its product is annotated as complement C1r-A subcomponent-like. NCBI's taxonomy places the organism in Eukaryota, Metazoa, Chordata, Actinopteri, Spariformes, Sparidae. The record is from RefSeq and is a predicted model, not a curated record. Gene Ontology annotation, molecular function: serine-type endopeptidase activity; calcium ion binding. Gene Ontology annotation, biological process: proteolysis. The transcript is spliced from 22 exons. Bases 33 to 3896 code for a protein of 1287 amino acids.